AUGAAAAAGAGUUAUCUUGCAUGGAUUCUCAUUCUGUCAUAUGCUCAAAUACUCCUACCAAGCUUGGUUCUUGCAAAUCCCCAGAAAUUAGAGCAAGAAAAUCACAGCACAAGCAGAAAAGUGGAUUAUGAUGCACAUGCUCAUGACAAAGAAUUUGUAGCAGAACGUGAAAUAAUCUGGACAGAAAAGGGACGGUUGGGGAGAGGACCUUAUGGUAGUCCAAAGGUGAAUCAACGUCGACCCAAAAAGAAUGCAGCAGCACUGUUAUAUACGCCUUCGUUGGUCAUUUCUAUGACGUUUUUUACUCUUACCAUCGCCUUUGCCUAA
Messenger RNA from Fraxinus pennsylvanica, 327 nucleotides. NCBI's taxonomy places the organism in Eukaryota, Viridiplantae, Streptophyta, Magnoliopsida, Lamiales, Oleaceae. The record is from the annotation of a GenBank genome assembly.